GGAAGAUGGGCUGUGGGCCUAUAAAGCCAGCGGGGACCCAGCAGCCUUCAGCCCUCCGGGACCAGCUGCAUCGCAGGAGACCAGCCAGCAGGCCGCUGUGCUUCCACCAUGGCCCCGUGGAUGCCCCUCCUGCCCCUGCUGGCACUGCUGGCCCUCUGGGGACCCGAGCCAGCCCCGGCGUUUGUGAACCAGCACCUGUGCGGCCCCCACCUGGUGGAAGCCCUCUACCUGGUGUGCGGCGAGCGAGGUUUCUUCUACGCACCCAAGACCCGCCGGGAGGCGGAGGACCUGCAGGUGGGGCAGGUAGAGCUGGGUGGGGGCUCUAUCACGGGCAGCCUGCCGGCCUUGGAGGGUCCCCUGCAGAAGCGUGGCGUCGUGGAUCAGUGCUGCACCAGCAUCUGCUCCCUCUACCAGCUGCAGAACUACUGCAACUAGACUGGGCCCACAGGCCACCCCGUGCCCACUGCCACCUGCACCAGCACCUGCUCCCUCUGCCAGCUGGAGAACCGCAGCUAGUCGCGGCCCGCAGGCAGGCUCAAAUGCGGCCUGCACCCUCUGCACCUGCACCACGAGUGAUGGAAUAAAGCCUCGAACCAGC
Callithrix jacchus (white-tufted-ear marmoset) is the source of this 598-nucleotide messenger RNA. It is a transcript of the gene INS, whose product is annotated as insulin. Gene Ontology annotation, molecular function: hormone activity. Gene Ontology annotation, biological process: glucose homeostasis; positive regulation of protein secretion. Gene Ontology annotation, cellular component: extracellular region. NCBI's taxonomy places the organism in Eukaryota, Metazoa, Chordata, Mammalia, Primates, Cebidae. The record is from RefSeq and is a predicted model, not a curated record.